AUUUCCUUUUAGUGGGUGGAACAUCCGGUAAAUAUUGCAAAACAUGGCGUUGCUUCUAAGGUCUCUUGCCCGGUCAGGUGUGUGUGCGUCGCGCUCGCAGCUGCUCCUCUGCAGACAUGCGGCCCCCAUGGGCACGACGGCAAAGGAGGAGAUGAACAAGUUCUGGGCCAAGAACACGCGGCUCCAACGGCCCAUGUCACCACACAUUACCAUCUACAGGUGGUCCAUUCCUAUGGUCAUGUCGGUGACCCACAGAGGCACAGGCGUCGCCCUCAGCGGAGGUAUCUCCUUAUUCGCGGUUGCUGCCCUGGUGUUGCCGGGUAACUACCCCUACUACCUGGACCUGAUCCAGUCGCUGGCGUACGGGCCUCACUUCCUGGCCUUCAGCAAGUUCGCGCUGGCCUUCCCCGUCGCCUACCACACCUACAACGGCAUCCGCCACUUGAUGUGGGACGUGGGUAAGGGUUUCAAGAUCCCCGAGGUCUACCGCUCCGGAUACGUGGUCAUGGCUCUCUCUGUCCUCACCUCCAUCGGCCUGGCCCUGUUCUAGCCUUCCAUCUAGACACCUACACCAUGUUUGUAGUUCAGUAGCUACGUCUAAUAAUGGGUUUCAGUGGGAGAAAAGACUACAACUGGCUAGCCUUCCAUCUAGCCUUCCACACCUCCAUCUAGCCUUCCACACCUCCAUCUAGACACCUACACCUCCAUCUAGACUUCUACACCAUGUUUUAACUGCCAUUUUUGGAAAUAAGCUUAUUUUACACCUCUCCUUGAGUUAAGUGAUUGAGUUUUACCUCUCUCUAGUACUUCUAGUCAUUCUCUGAGCAGGGCAGUGCAAAGUUUACUACAGCUAGCUAGCUGGUCUCAUAGCAUUCCAUGUUAACUGCUAGCUUGGAGGUAACAUUUGCACUGCCCUACUCGGAGAACGGUUAAAAGUACUCAAUCAUUUAACUAUAAAGGUGUAAAAUAAGCUAAUUUCCGAAAAUUGCACAGUAUGGCCUCCAGAUGAAACCCAUUACCCUUCACUUCACAUGAUGAGUUGUAUCUGCAAUAGAGAGAGAAGAGCUGCUACACCAGGGCUUCCAAACCCCACUCGAAUUGCGGGCCCCAUCUCUGAUCCAAUAAACAAUAACACUGAAAUGCUCAACAGCGACGCGCACGCAAAUGUUAUUUAGAUUUUUUAGAAAAUGAUCUCAAGGCCCAUUUGGUAUGCUUGUCAUGGCCCACCUAAAAGUGGUUCUUACUUGGCCUGCCAUCCGUUGGCUUAGCUUUCCUCUUAAUGAUGAAUCUACACAUCCAACAUCCCCCACCACCACCCAGGAACAAGGAAGGUUUUUCUUAAAGGGAGACUCCACCCGACAGAGUCGUUAUGUGUCGUUAUGUCAAUUUGUCUUUCAUGUCAUGUCACACGUUGUGUCACGUCACAUGUGUCACAUUGUCACACGUGUCGCAUCACAAGUGUAUUGUUUCAGUAAAGAAAUGAAAAUGAAUAAAUAUGAUCUAUUAUCUAUACACCUA
This is a messenger RNA of Engraulis encrasicolus (European anchovy), 1518 nucleotides long. It is a transcript of the gene sdhc, whose product is annotated as succinate dehydrogenase complex, subunit C, integral membrane protein. The transcript has 6 exons. Gene Ontology annotation, biological process: mitochondrial electron transport, succinate to ubiquinone; tricarboxylic acid cycle. Gene Ontology annotation, molecular function: electron transfer activity; oxidoreductase activity, acting on the CH-CH group of donors. The record is from RefSeq and is a predicted model, not a curated record. Gene Ontology annotation, cellular component: membrane. NCBI's taxonomy places the organism in Eukaryota, Metazoa, Chordata, Actinopteri, Clupeiformes, Engraulidae. Bases 44 to 550 code for a protein of 168 amino acids.